Molecule: messenger RNA, 1877 nt
Organism: Oldenlandia corymbosa var. corymbosa
Lineage: Eukaryota; Viridiplantae; Streptophyta; Magnoliopsida; Gentianales; Rubiaceae
Source: the annotation of a GenBank genome assembly
GACGCCUCUCUCUCGCCUUCUUCUUUCUUCCAAAGGCAGAAAACAUUUAGACGGAGUGAAAGCUCAGAAGCGGCGCCGAUCAAAGAGAAAAUGGCGGACAAGGCAGUGACUAUUCGUACCAGAAAGUUCAUGACAAAUCGUCUUCUCUCCAGGAAGCAAUUCGUGAGUAUUCUGAAUGCCUUUGAUUAAUGUGAUUUCAGUAGUUGAAAGGGUUGUGUUUUUUUAUUGUUAUGAUUUUUACUGUAGAGUUUGUUUGAUUUGUUUUUGGGCUUCAGGUCAUUGAUGUUUUGCAUCCAGGAAGGGCUAAUGUUUCCAAGGUUUGAACUUCUUCUGUUUAUAUUCUUAUAUAAAGUAUGCAUUUUUAGUAUUUGUAGUGAGAGGAGAUCCUUAUUCUAUUUACAUUUUUCUGUUGGCGGAUGAUACAUCUUAUGGAUAAUGCCUUUUAGCUUCUGUGUGGUUCAUUUUUAAGUUUGUCAUGAAUCCUAUUGAUAUAGGCGGCCUCGAUUAUAUUUUAGUAUCUAUGUUGAAAUGGUUCUAGGCCAAUUUGGAUUUUUGUUUUAUAUUAUUCUUCAUUUUGGUAAUGCUAGUUACUUUCACUAUAAUUACAUGUAAUGACAUGCUAAUAAAUUGACCUACAGUUAGCAUUACUCUGAACCCUAAUGGCAUCGGUAAAGUGAUGCUCAGGCAGUGUAAUUUUAUAGUUUGGGGAAUCUAUUUUGUUAGUUAAGAAAAUAUACAGUACGGAGUGAUGGAAAACUUGAGGAUAGUGACCAGAGUGCUGGCUAAGAAACAUGUAUAUUCUCCUUUAAAUUUAGUUAGUCACGUCGAUGAAAGGUCUUUUGUCUGGGAUGAAGAGAGGCAUAGGACAGGGCUACUUGCAUUUAGUUCUCUUUAAGCUUUGAAUUGUAUUGCAGAAACUCAAAUGGUUUGAUUAUGAGCUAUAGGACAAAAUAAUAGAGUGAUAAGAAGUUCUAUUCAUCAGUGUUUUCUGUUUGCCAGUAGUAAUGCUUGUAAGCUGCCGUAAUGUUUUGCAUCAGUCCCUGUUUGCUAAUGGUGUUUUAAUUUGUUUUGUAUGCUGCACUAUAGUUUUAGAUAAUUUGUUUCCUAUGCUUGUGUUCUGUGUCAUUGAUUUUGUUUCAUCUGUACUGUUCCUUCUCAAGGCUGAGUUGAAGGAGAAGUUGGCUAGGAUGUAUGAGGUUAAGGACCCAAAUGCCAUCUUUGUGUUCAAGUUCAGGACACACUUUGGAGGAGGCAAGUCUACUGGGUUUGGAUUAAUCUAUGAUUCCGUAGAGAACGCAAAGAAAUACGAGCCCAAGUAUCGUCUCAUCAGGAAUGGCCUAGAUACCAAGGUAGAGAAAUCUAGGAAGCAGCUCAAGGAAAGGAAGAACAGAGCCAAGAAGAUCAGAGGUGUAAAGAAGACAAAGGCUGGAGAUGCUGGAAAGAAGAAAUAAGCUUUCAGCUGAUGUUCUUUGGCUUGCUGAGUUUACAGAGAAAUGGAGAUGUCUUUUCUGCAUUGUUCUGUCAUGUGUUACUUGAAAUUGUGAUUUUUUUCUGUUCUAGAACUUUUGAAUGAAAACUGUUGACAUGUCUAAAGAAACCUUUAUCUAUUAGUUGCUCUCUAUGAAUAGUUAUUAGCUGGUUUUGAAUUGACCAAGGUAUUGUCAGGUUCAUCUUGUCUCUUCAUUUCUUUGAACCUAAGAGAACUUUCUGGUACCGAUGAUUGUUUUUUAAUCUGCGCUGAUAGAGCAAUAACUUGCAUCGGAUAGUAGGAUUCAACACACUUGUUGUUAAAAUGAAAAACCAUGAUCAUAAUUUUUACUGGACGAGACGAUUCUUGUUUUUAACUGGCAAUUGAGUUAGUAAAAAUCUUCACAAGC